AUGGCUCCUUUUACAGCGAGACACGCAAAGAUUACGGGAGUAGCUACCUUGACGGUUGCCAGUUUUUAUAUCAUCAAGAAGUAUGGCCCAGGUGUCGGACGAAGGAUCUUGAACAAACUUAAGUUAGGCAGUGGAAAAAGCUCGAGGUUGCUGAUCGAGCCUUCAUUGAACACACAGUCAAAGGUCAAACGGCGAAGUGCAGCACUUGACUAUGAAUUCCUUUGUCAAGCGUGGAAACUUUUAAAAGUUCUCUUCCCAGGUUUUUGGACAAGGCAGGUUGGUUUGUUGUUUCUCCAUUCGCUUUGUCUUUUCCUGAGGACAUUUUUGUCGAUUUACGUGGCAACUCUAGAUGGCCGUAUCAUAAAAUCGGUUGUUCAGAAAAAUGGUUUUAAAUUCGUUUUGUUACUUGUCAAUUGGAUUGGCGUGGCGAUUCCAGCAACGUUCAUAAACAGUAUGAUUCGGUAUCUCGAAAGCAAACUGUCCCUGGCUUUUCGCACACAGCUUGCUAACCACGCUUACGAGAAGUACUUCUCAAACCAAACUUACUAUCGUGUGGGGAACUUGGAUGGAAGAAUAGCGAACGCAGAUGAGUGUCUAACUGAAGACAUUCGCAUGUUUUGUAGUUCAGUAGCUCAUCUGUACUCACAUCUAACCAAACCCUGCCUUGAUGUCUUUGUGAUUUGUUGGACUCUUGAUGGACUUGCAAGAAAAAGAGGAACCUCUUGGAAAAUUCCAGUGAGCAUAGCAGCGGUGGUGGUUUACCUUACUGCCGAGAUUUUAAGGAAACUAAGUCCAAAAUUUGGCAAAAUUGUAGCAGAGGAGUCACAGAGAAGAGGACAUCUUAGAUUUCUUCACUCGAGGGUCAUCACAAAUGCUGAGGAGAUUGCCUUUUAUGGUGGUCAUAAAGUAAGACUUUGUUAAGGUCGAUUUAGACAGCAGGAUUUUUGCGUACGAUUUCCAUGUGCAAUUAGCAUACUUCAUGACUUCACGACAGAUCAUGUCUUGUAAAUUAAACCCAUGACAUCUGUUUGACACAUGUAGAUGUUGUAAGUAAAAAAUUGUGCUCGUGUGUAUGUUUGAAAGUCAUGACAUAUGUUAGUCACACACGAUAGUCGUAAGUAAAAAUAUUUAUUGUAAAGAUACCCAGCCACUAUGAACCAACAAACCCCUUAAAAAUAGGUGGAUAUGCAGACAGCACUCGACUACUAAGGUACUGAUCUGGAUCGGCCUAUCUACAGUCUAACCUCUCUUUUAUGGACAGAAAUGCCAAAAAUCAUAUGUUCCCUACCUUUAUAAUACGGACACCUCUGCAAAGGGGACACUUGAUUCUGUCCUUUUGGUGUCCGUAUUAAAGAGGUUUGACUGUACUUCAUAACUAACCUCUCUAAGAUCCUUUUCUCACUUUUACAUACACUUAGAUCAGCAUAUAAAACACAUACAAUAAUUGUCAACGCCACUGAGGGUAUAAAGAGAUACAAAAAGAAGGGCUAUGUAACAACAUAUGAGUGAGGUUUAUGGUUGCUGAAAAUUUGAAUUCAGGACUUGAGAGGACAAGGCAUAUAAUAAAUGUGCUUGUUUUUCAUUUGUUAUUUGAUGAGAUGCAAAUCUGCAUGAGCUUUUCUUAUGCAAUUGCUCACCUUUGAGUGACUCAUUAAUCCAGCUGUUUCAUGGAUACAGCUUAAAGGUGGUCCCAAUUUGGAAUACCUUGCUACGUAUCCACAUAUCACUCAAAGCCUUAUAGGACUAAGCAUAGAAAAACAAAAGGAUGCAUUCUUAUGUAGCCUGAGAAAAUAUCCAAAAUUUUGUGAUGAGACCACUGGUUUUCCCACAAAAUGAUGUCUGAGAAAUGUUAGCACAAAAUUCCACACUUAUGACUGGUCAGUAUCUUAACUACCCAGAUCUGGGUAGUGUUUCUAUGGCUGAAGCAAAUUUCUCCCAUGGUACAUCCAAUCAGAAGCACUAACCAGUUCUUGGUAGUGAUGUGUCGUCAGUAGAGAGUAUUUCUGCUCAUUCCUCAGAGGUCGUUGAGCAGGGAAAUUGGUGGUGGCAUUUCAAAAUGUCUGCUGUUUUUUGGAUGCCAUUCUUAUUCAAUGUUCCUGCUAGCAGGGAAAUUCAGUGAUAUGGAAAAUAAGUGGCUGGGCACUCUACAAUCUCUAACCAACCUUUUGAAAUUGCAUUGCAUACUAACAAUGUAAAAUGCAGUGGAAAAAGAAGUUUUGGAUUUAACCGUAUAUACCUCGUAAUCAAAACUGAAGGGGUAUGUAAACUCCAGGCCCCAGUUUUUCAAAAGCUGGAUAGAGCUAUCCAUCGGAUAAAUCACCAUCCACUGGAUAAAUAUUAGGGAAACCAAUUGCGCUAUCCACUGGAUUGAGAUUUGUGUUGUGGUUAGGGCUAUCUACCUUUUGAACAACUUGGGCCAGGUGAUUAACAAUAAUAUUAGUAGAAGGGAAAUGAAACUAAGUAAGUCAUACAUGUAUAUGAAGGCAAAUUUGUAGGUUAAUACUAACUAUAAACAAACCAUUGCAAUCCUGUUAAUGACUUAAUCGUACCAUACAAUGGUAAGUGGGAACUUUGGAUUAGUAUAGGUAAUAGCAUGAUUUGUCGUGAUAUUUGACAUAAAUACCACGAGUGAUAUUUCGAAAUUGUUAUACGUAAUUUCACGAGCCGUUGAGACAAUUUUGAAAUAUCACUAGUGGUAUUUAUGCCAAAUAUCACGUUCAAAUCAUGCUAUUAUUUGUUUAUACUACUACCCGCAAAAGGUUUGUAAUUUUCACGUGUAGGUUUUUCAAAUUAAGCUGAAAUACCACUGCUCUAAGCCAAUCAAAUUGCAGAAAUUUCUCAUGUAGUAGUAUAAUAAUUGUCAUAAAUUACCAUAUCUUGAUUUACACUGUAUUCAAACUGCAGGUUGAGCUAUGUUUAUUGAAGCAUAGUUUCAAGUCACUGGCUCAGCAAAUGGAGCUUCUCUUUAGCAAAAGGCUCUGGUUCAUUAUGUUGGAGCAGUUCUUGAUGAAGUACGUGUGGAGUGCGGCAGGCUUACUUAUGGUGGCAUCAAGCAUUUUUUUAGGAAAAGGUAACCCGGCUUUCAGGGUUCUUGAGGUUUUGUUAAACAGAGUUUCGUAUCUUGUGAAUGUAAACAAAUUUAGAAGAAAGCUUAAAGAGGCAGCAGUACACAACAUACAAAAGACUUGACUGGAACCAUUUUCAGUCUAAAUUAUUGAUGAGAGGUUUUGUUUUUGAAUGCCAUAGCCUCCGUGGGUUUGAGACGAGUUGUAUGGGAGGAAGGAGUUACAACUCCCCUAAAAAGGCCUCAACCUGGGAGGCACUGGACACCAAUGAUAUACAGUAAAACUCCUCCCUCCUAAACCCUUACUGUAGUAAUGAAAGUGAAAUUUAAUUCAUCCAAUUCUUUUCAAUAGAAAAAGGGACCAUAUACAAUGUACCUCAAACAUCAUAUUUGAUUACUCUAUUCUGUGUCACAUACUUGUACAACGGUAAAAUAAAUACAUAGUGCCACACCAAGGUGCAAAACUAAAGAGCCUAUCCUCAAUUAGAGCUUUACAAUUCUGUAUAGGUGUUGUUUUAUAGUGUUUGAUCUUUUGUUUUACGUCAUUUAAUUAAUUGAAGUCUUCAGUGUACACUGAACACAAGCCCAUUUUUGUAAUUUCAUGACAAUUGCUCAAAGGGUCUAUGUUACAACAAUAUUGCUGUUCAAGGUCAAUCACGUUCCAAAGUUAUUACUUCAAUCCUAUACGCAUACACAAAAUGUUCGUGUACAGUUACAUAUUAUGUAUGAUGAAGAUAUCAAAAGAGUCUCAUCAGAGAGCACUAACCAUGAAUUGGCCCAACUUUUUCAAGGUUCAAUUCAUGUCCACCCUUGCAACAGACAAGAGGAAACAGGUGAACUCAAUUUUGGAAUUUAAUUGAUCCAAAGAAAAGCUUCAGCUUAUUAAAAAGCCGUAGGAAAUAGCAAGACACACAGUGUAGGCCCUUCAAUAAUCUUUGAAUCUCCAUUUUGUAAAUUUAGGUACUAAAGAACAGCUUGGUGUACUCCAUCAAGCAGUUGGUGAAAGAACAGAACAUGUCACAACGUCACGUUCCCUGAUGGUUUCUGCUGCGGAUGCUAUAGAAAGAAUUAUGUCGUCGUACAAGGAGGUCAGUCAUUCAGUUCUUUGCGAAUCAAGUCUUUUCAGGCUUUUCAAUAGCGAAUAUAGAUGUUUGCCUUCUGUCCCAAUAUCUGGUAGUGCAAUAUACUGACCCUUAGGGUUGAUUUCCACUGUCGCGUAAUUUUUACGUGCGUACGUGCGUAAAAUUUACUUUCGCAAAUAAAAUAGAGGCAAUGCAUGAAAUGUUCGCUCGUAAGCGUAAAAGUUGAACCUCGCUCAACUUCUCGUUUAAUCUCAGCACUUUUUAUCUUGCCUUUAUUAUUUUAUUUACGUGAUUAAAAUGUACGUGCGUUAACGUUUCGUAGCCAAAAAUGCGUCAUUGGAAAUCAACCUUUAUUCAGUCCCAGAGAUAACCUUUGUUUUAAACAGGUACACCGCGAGAAGGUAGUUAUCCGGUAGUCAAGUAACGACAUUAUAAAGAUUAGUCACCUUUGACACCCACACUGCAAAAUGAUGUUUAAUUGAAAGCGUGGGGCCUUAUGCUACAAUAACCUUUAUUAGCUUGUAUGUUUUCGGUUCUUCCAAUUCCAGAUCACGUGAUCUUUUCAAGGACAUCGCCUUUUGCCGUAAAUUAUGGGUACUUGUGCAUGUGGAUAGGACGACAUUUGAAAAAAUAAUUCUCUCAUCACAAGGACUUAAAUGGAAAAACUAAACAUGCAAGCCUAAAAGGUCUCUUGCUAUAAUUAGAGAAGAUACUGGUUUCGGUAAAAAAUUGUGAUAGCGUACAAACAAACAAGAUCAUGAUCACGAUGAGGGAAAUCUGUUUAUAGCUUGUUCCAGGCGUUCCUUUAGUGGUGUGUGUUUUUGCACUGUCCCCACCAUCUGAAAGCCUGGAAUGAGCUUUCAGGUGUAGGCCUUUGACAUCACGGGGUUCAGUUGCAAAGCUCCCUUUUCGUGUGUUAAGACAGCGUAUCUUUGAAGGGCUGAGAGGAAAGCCUCCUGAACUGCUGAAAUUUUAUUCUUUUUUUUCUUAAGAUCAUAGAACUCAGCGGGUACACUGCGCGCGUCUCAGAGAUGUUAGAAAUCUUUGAAGAUGUUCAAAAGGGGCACUGCCGGCGACAAACAUCUUUGGAAAUAAAGGGAAGCGAACGCACCGCUGACGAAGCUGAGCAGCUUUCUAGUGCAGAAUUGGCGGGCCACGGAGAAGUUGUCGACCUGAGUCAGAUGUCAGGAGGUGAAGUAGUUGACACCGAGGGAAACAUUGCUUUGAAGGAUGUCGCUAUCAUCACACCUUGUGGCGAUGUGGUUGUGUCAAGUUUGUCUUUCGAGGUAAAGAAUGAAUAGAGCAUAGGGGAAUUGGUUUGAGCGUAUCAUGCACAGACAGGUGCCACUGACCUGCAAAUAACAGUGGUUCAUCCGUGUCCGACUGAAAUUGGCUCAUGUCCGACGAAAUCUUGACUGUGAUCGGACGUGAUAUCUGGAAAAAAUGAUGCCAAGGAAACUCAAUAUAAUUAUGCAGUUGAAUAAUCUACCAUAUUGUCCCAACGCCAUAACAUUAUUGCAGACAUUCUAUGGCAGUAAAUAGUCUACCUGAGAAUGCCGCACCUACCGUGCGCAACUAACGUUAAAAACGCGUAAUGCGUCCUUGAUUUUGUGCGAUUGUCCAGCCAAAAUUGUGACUUAGCGGUACAUGUCCCCUUUCAGUGAGGAAAAAUUAUUUGCAGCUCUGCCACCAUGAGAGAAUGCCAUCUCGUUUGAAAAGCGUUCUCUGAAAAAUGAGCGUAAGAUUUAAAUCAGUUUUCCUGAAAAUGCAAGCUUCAAGCGUGCACAAGUAUGUGUCCAUGACGCCUAUAUGUGUACUUAACUGGUGGUGUCUUAUAGUCUCUUCACCAUUAGUCAAGGUGGGCCUUUAUCGGGUUCCCCUUGUUUUGACCGCUUCCCUAAUGAGCUGUAUGGUCUGUUGGCCUCCGGCUUCCGUAAAGCGCCGUUUACACUGGCGGGCAUUUCAUUGCGCGAUUUGUCUUGUGACAAGAGCGGCGAUUUUUUCCGGGCGAUUUUUAGCGCGAUUGUAUACAAAGUAGUGUCUCUAGCAGCGCUUUUACCAUAGUUGUCAACAGUGGCGAUGAAUGCAAAUUGGAGCCAAGAAGGUAUAGAGGCCUUAGACAAGUUGGUGAAGUGCAUCUUUCUAUUCAUGUUGGUGUCUUGUAUUUGAUCGUCUAACCCUUUCGCAUGGUCUGGUUUAUCGGUAGUUUCUGUUUAUCUUGCUAUCGUGUGUUCUCUGGAUUGAAUUUGAAUUGUAUGUACUGCAAUGACUUAAGAUCUUUUUAAUUCACAGAUAGAACCAGGGAUGCAUCUUUUGAUAACUGGACCCAAUGGCUGCGGUAAAAGCUCACUGUUCCGUAUCCUUGGUGGAUUGUGGCCCGUUUACAAAGGCUUCUUGGCAAAACCACCCCCAACACAUAUGUUCUACAUACCUCAAAGGUGAGUUGUAUGCAUUGGUACUCCUGACGGUGUGUAUACUGUCACAGUCUAAUGAGUAGAUACGACUUGCAAGGGCGCAGUAAAAGGAGCUAGGUGACGAGGAUAUUGCUGUUGUAGGCCAGUUCUUUGCUGAAGUCAUUAUUUAGUGUCUUUACCCAUACACAAAAUACUCUUGUAGAGUUAUGAAAAAGAUAUAAAUUUCUUUAGAGAGCACUAAACAUGUUAAGACGGAAUCCAUUAGGAAAUUGAGUAAUUUCAAUUUUCAGUGGACAAAAACCUUGUACCAGAAUGAUUUAAACCACAUUGCAUUUUUAAAUAAAACGAGAAAAGAGUUCUUGGCGAAAAUGCUUAAACGUGAAGGCAUCUUCACAUCAAUUGCCAUCAAAUGUCAUCGCCACGAGGGACUCGCAGUUCUGCAAAUGUUUGCACUAUUAUUUUGCUUGGAGCAUGUGAAGACCUUGAAAAGCGUUUGGGAGAAACUGUCGACAAGUAAGUUUAGGACAAAACGAAGAAGCACAGACGAAAAGUAGCGUUUGUGACUUGGAAAGUGUCUAAACUGGCACAAUCCUCGAACAGUCAACCGACACAGCAGGUUUGACUUUUUCUUUUCUGUUCAUUGUAUAAAACGAAUAAAUUCUAUGUUGCCGUGGGUCUGUUUAGUAAUGGAUCACCGAUGACGUCAAAAUGUGGUUAAAACAUCAGUGACACACUCGCCCGCGGCUCGUGUGCCACGUCUUUGUUUUUUACCACCUGUUGACGUCAUCUGUGAUCUAUUACUGAGCACGCGCACGGCAACAUGGAAUCUAUUUGUUAAAGAGCUUCUACUGAAUUUUGAACUGGCGCCCUCAUCCUUUGUGUCGGUUAUUUUUCCAUCAGGCCUUACAUGCCUAUUGGCUCUCUGCGCGAUCAAGUGAUUUAUCCACAUACAGUGGAAGACAUGCAAUCUCAUGGCAUCUCAGACGAUGACCUUGAGUCCAUUUUGGCCACUGUUCACCUGCAGUACAUCAUCAAACGAGAAGGAGGUAAGCACACGCUUAUCAACUGUAGCCUGGAAUGUACGCCUAUAAUAAAUAAAUAAAUAAUGAAUAAAUAAACCGUUUAAUGGAAAGGAACGAUAGACGAUAGCGGCCACACUGACUAUGACUUUCAUCUUUUAGCUACAACCAGUUACAAAAAUGUGGAGACACUCCAACGAAAAACCGGCCUUUUUUUCUUCAAAUCACCGCUAGUCACAAUUAUGUGCUACAUAAUUCUCACCUCCCUCCUACCCCCCAUUUAAAGUUGUUCCUCCAAGUUUUGGGCAUGCAUGGUCUUCUAUUGCUAGCAACUUUGAUAAGGGAAGGUGGGGGGAUCACAAGCACAAGAUCAUGGACAGGCCAUUUAAGCCAAAAAUUAAUAAGGUACAAUGUCUCAAGUACUUUUACAACUGGUUGUAGCCUGGAAAAAGGGAAAAGGAGGCUUUUUUUCUGGCCCAAUUCUUCUCCUUUUUUCUUUUACUCCUCUUCCCCUAACAGUUUUUCGAAAAAUUCAGAAACUCGUUAACUUAAGGCAUAAUUAAACAACGUUCUAAACUUUUCAGCGCGUGGAGUUUUUGAUAAGAUAAAAAAAUAAAACAAAACACACAGUUGUGAGCAUAAUUUGUCUCUUGUGAUAUUGAUAGGUAAUCAAUUGGUAAACUCGUUUUGAAAAUUAUUCAAAUUUACUCAAAGCGCAAGUGAAAAUAAUUUUAAUCGUCACCAAACACGUACUGAUUGGGUUGGUGUAAGGGGGGUUCUAAUUUACUUGGGACGUUAAUAAACACACCUUCAUGCGCUUACUAUUAGUUCUUAGGAAUGUUUAUAUAACUGUUGUGAUCGCAUUCUAUGCCCUUUUCUUUUAACUCUGGAUAUAACAUAGACCGCGAGCAGUCUCUCUUUUUCUUCAGAUUUAGUGAGGAGAGUGCGCGCGAGCGCCUUCAGUCACGCGCGUGGACACUUGCGUGUCUCGCGCGUUUUGCUCAAUGGUCCCAGAAAAAAGAGAGACUGCAGGUAGUCUAGAUGUGACAUGUGUGACAAAUCUUUAAACAAUAAGUUUCUGAAGUUCUUUGAGUCUCGUUGAAGGCUGGGAUGCUGUGAAAGAGUGGAAAGAUGUGUUUUCAGGAGGAGAAAAGCAGAGGAUGGGUAUGGCACGGCUGUUUUAUCACAGGUUUGUGUUACUAAUAUUACAGCAUCAAAACUCCCCUUACUUGUCCCUCUGCACUUUUUGCCGAGGCAUUGGGAAGAUUUGCUGCAACAUGCAGUGUAAAGGAAAAAUUAAAAUUGUGCGAGCGAUUUAAAUUGUAUGAUUGUAUUUGUUGAGUUAAUUGUUGAAAUUGCUUUAAUAGAUCUCUCAUAACAUUGUUGAACGUGUUGCCAAAAAAUCAACGAAAUUUGACCCUUUACGCCCCGAUAUCCACAGGGCUGUUAUUAACGGCCGGGGACCCGGGGCCGGGGAUUUUCCCUGGCUAUUAUGAGCGUGACCCCGCUUACCUUUGUAGGAAAAUAGAAGAAAAAUAGAACCAAACAAAAUCCCUAGCUGUUGAAUUCCCCUCCUACCUGCCUCAUUAGCCCGGCAUCUUGAAAUUUUAAUGACAGCCCUUUGUCCACCUACGAAUUUUCUAGACUGAUCUUCAAGAAUAAGGUACUUGGGAGAGUUCGAUAACAGAUGCGAGUCAUUUUCCUGUAGGUGAUCAUUUUAUUAACGCUCUUGACCUUUUACUUGAUUAUGUGUUGAUAUUGUCAGGGAAAAUUAAUGUUGAUCACUCUUGGAACUUAAAGGGUUACUCGUGAUUGUGGCGUGCAUGGCGUUACUACUUUUGAGCCAGUAAAAUUCACCCUGUGUAAGGGAAUCUGGAAUCUGGGAUUCGAGAACAUUUUGCUCUCGUGAAUAUAGAAUGUGAAUGUCUGUUUCUUUCAUUAGCUGUAAAGCUAAACACAUUGACACGUAAAUAAAGUUUUCAUUUAAUUUAAUUUGUGGAAUCCUGAAUCCUGGGCUUUGGAAUACAGCUCAAGGAAUCCGGAAUCCCACUUAUGAUUGGAAUCCAGAAUCCACGUUUCACUGACAAAGACUGGAGUUCAGUACCUGAAGCUCGGCUUCCACGGCUUCCAAUCCAGAAUCCAAGACUACGUUGGGAUGUCUAGGAUUCACUUAUAUGGGGCGAUGUAAUGCAGUUGCCAUUCCACAUUUCCCGUAAUACACUUUGUUUGCUUGUUUCUUGCACCCCAAAAGACGCAAACAGUUUUGCAUAAGCAUUGUCUUCAAUUUCUCUUGGGACUUUCAAUCGUCCCGAGAGAAAUGUAAACAAAGCGUAUGCAAAACUACUUGCGUGAAACACGCAAACAAAGUGUGUUGUGGGAAAUGUGGAAACGGCGAAUAGGCGUGCAAAGAUGAAGCAAUCGCUAAAAUACUUUUGAUAAUAUUUAUAAAUAUACACACAGAAUUUACAAAAGAUGGGGUAAGGGAGCCCAUGGAAGCCAAUAAGGCUUAUGAAAAGGAAUAUAAAAAUAUAUGACUUAAAUACUUAAAUAAAAUACUGGCAUAGGCAAUGCAAUUUAAGGUGGCUCGACUGGAUUUUUUGAGGGGGCUACCGCCCAAGUUUGAGCAUUAACUACGUCGGCAUGGGUAAAGAUAUGGAAAAAAGGCUACCACAACUGUAUUAUAUAAAGAUGAAAAUUUCUUAUGAUCUGGGUUUUAUUGCAAUUGGAGUCGCCAUGGCAACGUAAUGACGCCAUUACGUCUUUCAUUUAUCGUUGUGUUUCUCUGUACCAGGAGUUUUUUGAGGAAAUCGCUUAAGGGAGUGUGUACCUGCCAUAAUUGCCUCCAUUAUGGCAAAGUUUGAAGAAAUUCUAUGAGAGCGUUUUCGAAAUAUUCUGAAAUGCAGUUUUAAGAAUCAUAAAAACAGUGAAAUAGCAUGCUAGCCACACAAUUCGCUAAUAUUUUAAGAAAAUGAUAAGCUUUGGGAACGCGGCUUCAUCUCAUAGUGGUUUGAUUCCCUUCAAAACUGCAUACGAAAAAAGAGGGGAAUUGCUCUGGGCGAUGGCGAGUAAGAAGAAUUUUAUUAACUUUCGUUCAGCUGCUUUUGAUACAGUUUUUGGAGGUAAUUUGGUCCAUGCCUAAAAAUUUCGCAUUUUUCCAAAAACUGCUCGAUAAUUUUUUUUAUAAAUUCGACAAUCCCGAGAUCAAUCGUCAAGAAAUAUUCCCUGCAAGUUUUAAGAACAUUGAAAACAGGAAAGACUUUUAAAUAGGGCUCAAAUAUAGCCAAUUUUCCCCCCAGAUUUUGUGUUUACAAGCGAGCGUCCUCGUUAUUCAGCUUUUUUAAUACUUUCUUCCCGCUUUCACAUACAUUCUAUUUUGAAACUCGCCCCAGUCCUCUCUCAAAAAUCGGAGAAAAUGCAUUUGGUGCGCACUUUCUGCAGCUCUACCGCAAAAAUGAGUACGGUGACCCUCAUUUUUUAUUCAUGAUUUUAGUAAGGACAGUGUUUCCUUUCGAUGAGAUGUUCAGUUUUUUGGCAAUUUUACUAAAUUGUACGGAUUGAGCUGUCACGGGUCGAAUAGCGCGUGUCCAAUUCAAUUCUACUUUAGAGCGUAAAGUAAAAACAGGAGAAUUAAAAGGCAUUUUUCUGGUAUGUAAGUGGAUAAACAAUACAAUAAAGUCAAAUUCUGAGCGAUACCACAUGCAUCAUCGAAAAAAUCUCUCCGUUUUGUCUAGUUUUGGGCUGCGCGCGGUUUUUUUCAAAGGGUCCAAAAUAGCCGUAUUUGUCAGCAUUGUGACGUCAAAACGAGCAUGAUGACCCCCACUUUUUAUUACUGUUUUAUCAUCUUCUUGACUUGUUACAUCAGUGUACCCAGUUUCAUCUACAAUCUAUGUUAGGUUCUUUUACUAGGGAAUCACCUUAAGUUACUAAAAGAUAUUAAGAAAUAAAUUUUAAAAGACACCUAUUUAAAAAAGCCCGUUUAAAUCGUCAUGACCCCUUUCUCUAAGAACCCCAUUACGUUUGGGUGGAAGCAAGUCAUACAAUACAUGCAUGACCAGUGUCACUUGUGAUUCUGUUGAAAAGAUCACUGCCCCUUUUCUUAAUAACAUCAGAUAUCAAAAUGAUCUUAUUUGUCCUACAGACCGCAGUUUGCUCUGCUGGACGAGUGCACCAGUGCUGUGAGUAUUGAUGUCGAAGGAAGCAUCUUCCAAGCUGCUAAAGAUGCUGGUAUCAGUCUGUUAAGCAUCUCCCACAGAUCUUCUCUCUGGUUUGUACUCGCGUUUAUAGAGCGCUUUUCAAUUGAGUGUCGAAAACCAAAACCAAAGUAAUCACAACGGCCAAUCAGAGUAAAGGAAAUUAUCAGAGGGAGCCAAUGGCAACUCGAAGUAAACGCGUGUAGCGCGGGAAAACGCGAGUGACCAAGGAGCGAUUGGUUUUAGUUUACAUCUGAUUGGCUGAGAGGGUGGCGCGAGUUUUCUAGACCAAUCAAACAGCACAGUAAAGCAAAACCAAUUCAAUCCUGGAUUACUUUCAACACUCGAUUGAAAAUUUCUCUAUAUACUUUUUAAGAGUAUCACUCCCUUUUUAUCCAGAAAGGUAUUAAGAAAAAGAGAAAAUUAUCAUUUAGGCCGACCUUGUUGUAUUCACAUUCGCCCGCGACCCUUGGGGGAAGCUCUAAAUAGCCUGAGAAAACAGCCGCGAAAUAACGUCUGAGAAACAAACUCAGAAAUUCCAUACUGAUGACGUGUCACUACCCACAUCUAGGUAGUGCUUCUGAUAAGCUGAAGUAAAUUUCCCACGCGGCUCGAUUAAUCAGAGCACUACCCAGAUGGUAGGGUAGUAGGAUAGUAGUUGGGUAGUGACGAGUCAUCAAAAUGGAAUUUCUACGCUCGUUUCUCGGGUGCCAUUUGGCGAAGAAACCAGUGAUGGCGUGGCGAAAUGUCGGCUGUGAGCAUUUGAUGCAGCGCUGGGGAUAAUCCAGGGAUGGGAUAGACCGGCGUCCAUUCCAGAAGAGAUGUGACACAUAUCCUGCAAAUACGGUCGCCUCUCUGUUAUCGAUCUCCGCCGUUGUAAGCUUUCUGCGCCCCACAGGCAGAGAGCGAUGAGGGGCAGCUGUAUUCCAGGCUGUGACAGAGAUUAAAGUUAGGUUCUUCGGCUUUCCGCUUAUAAAAGAAGCCCCCUAACCCUGACAACAAAAGGUAGUGCAGGUUAUAGGGACCAAUGAAAUGAGGUUUGGAAGGGUGCUGGUCAAUAGCUUCUUUAGCUUGUAGGCGUGUAUUACAAGAAAUACAUUUAUCGCAACACCUCGCGAAGCUAUGAAGCUGUCUUCGGGAAAGGCGAGAAACUUUCAUCUCUCCCUAUCCCUCUUCCCCCCGCCUCACGAGUACUGUUUGCCAUUUAGAAUGGACUUCCACUGUCGGGUUUCUUUACGUGCGUACACACGUAAAUUUUGCGCCCGUAAAUGAAAAAGAAGCAAUGUAUGAAAGCCGUGCGUAAACGUACAAGUUGAGCGCGAUUCAGUUGUUGCGUUGUACUAUCAGGGGUGGUCUGCAUAUCUUCCAGACUUCUAUUUGGUAUUAUCUUUACCUCCUACAGUAACUGGAAUUUGGAGUAUUGUUGCUGGCGGUGUAACCGCCCUUGCCAUGAUGCACCGCGUCGCGCGUCUUCAUGUAUGUUUGGCCUUCAUUUUCUCUGUAGGAAAUUCCACACCCACUUGCUUCAGUUUGACGGAGAAGGGGGCUGGCGCUGGGAGGAGCUGAACACAGCAACGAGGCUCACACUUCAUGAAGAAAAACAGAAGCUUGAGUCACAGCUGGCUGGAGUACCCAAGAUGCAACAGAGAUUGAAGGAGUUGUGCUCCCUGCUUGGAGAAGACUCAGUGUUGUGCGUGCGAACGUAGAGCGUCCCAGCCGCCGUUUUAAGUCUGAACAGGCACUUGCAGCUCUCUUUCGUUAGUGCUAGAGUCAUUCUAACAAAUUGCCACCAAUACAGCACAAGUUCUGUUUCUUUUGAAACUAACCCCAUCUUCUUUAGAGACCUUUAGAUUCUAAGACAAGGACGACUGCGAACGCGAUAUUUUCUCAAUACUAAGUAGUGCACGCGCGUGAACCAGCGUCAUUUUGGUGGAAAAACGUUACAGUAGUCGUCAUUCCACUGCGAGGCUUAGCGAGAAUGUCGUGCGGAAACAGGUUUUAUUAUAUACAUACUGAGAAAUACUCACUAAAAAGCUAUGUCGUAAUUUUUCGUACGCAAAUUAGUUCUAGCCAAUCAGAGGAGCGAACGAUGGUUUUCACACGUGAAAAAAAUGAUACGUCCAAUCAGAAUCGCGAACGAUGUUUUUUCACGUGUGAGAAAAAUGAUACGUCCAAUCAGAAGCCACAGAGGUG
Molecule: messenger RNA, 13962 nt
Organism: Porites lobata
Lineage: Eukaryota; Metazoa; Cnidaria; Anthozoa; Scleractinia; Poritidae
Source: the annotation of a GenBank genome assembly